Molecule: messenger RNA, 2038 nt
Organism: Leptopilina boulardi
Lineage: Eukaryota; Metazoa; Arthropoda; Insecta; Hymenoptera; Figitidae
Product: cell adhesion molecule DSCAML1-like
Exons: 5
Coding region: 642-1586 (314 amino acids)
Biological process (GO): synapse organization
Cellular component (GO): neuron projection membrane
Source: RefSeq, a predicted model, not a curated record
CGGACAGUGCCACAGGAGCCCGGCACCAGGGUUCAUAGAGCUUCGCCCGGGUCGUCGCGACGCCGAGCACUCCCCCUGAAAUCUCGUUACGCUCGCGAGAGACUCAAGCAAUUAAGUUGCCGUUCGCCGCGAAAUCAGUACGCUCUCUCUCUUUCUCUCUCUCUCUCUCUAUGGUGAAGGGAAGUGCGAAAAAAUAAUAAUAAUAAAAAACCGAGUAAAAAAAAAUAACGCGCGCGUUAUCAAAAAAAAAUUUGAAAAUAAAUUUUUUUUUUUUAAUAAAUUUUUUUUUUCCCCCUCUCCUUCUUUAUUGUCAACCAAAAUAAUAAAUAAGUAAUAAAAAAAAAAGGAUAGACAAAAUACUGAAGAGAAACAAGAGAAGAAGAAAAAAAACAAGUCGCGAUUAUGUGACCGGUUAAGAAGCCGGAACGUGAUCGCGAGCACAUGUUCCGGGAUGCACGAGGUCCCGUCCAACAAAAAAAAAAAAACGAGAGAAAUAAAAGUAACCUACAAAAUUAUUAUAUAAAUAAAAGGAAAUAAUUAUGAAAAAAAUUAAAGAAAGGGUGUGAUUUAACAAUAUACAUAUAUAUCUAUAUUGAAAUGUCAUCCUUGUCCAACACGUCGUCGUGGUCGACCUUCUCACCAUGAGGACAUCCUCUUUUAUCAACUACUACGUUCUGUGCCUCGUUUUCUGGAUACUUUUGGGCAUAUCUGGAGUGAGUACGAGAUCGCAUUCUAAAGUAAAAAGAAUGUCGGGACUCUACACAGGGCCUUAUUUUGACUCAAGCAGUGCAACAAACAUAACAGCACAAUUGGGCACACGUGCCUUUCUACCCUGCAGAGUUCGUCAACUAGGCAAUAAAUCCGUAUCGUGGGUGAGGAAAAAGGAUUCUCACAUUCUAUCAGUGGAUAGAGCAAUGUUCAUCGCUGACGAUAGGUUUCAGUCGAUAUUCGUGGAAAAUGCGGACACAUGGAAACUUCUAAUAAAAUACGUCCAAGCAAAAGACGAGGGCGAAUACGAAUGUCAAAUUUCAACGGAACCAAAAAUGAGUCACAUCAUCAAGCUGAAUGUCGUUGUGCCAAAAGUCGAAAUCGAAACAACAGAAAAAUUAAAGGGAGAUUUAUUUGUGAAAAGUGGAAGUACAGUAACACUGCGAUGUGUUAUAAAACAAUCUCUCGAAGAUCCCAGCUUUGUACUUUGGUUUCAUAAAGGCGAACGAUUGCUAAACUAUGACGGUGGAGAUAAAGUGCAAAUUUUAAAGAAACAUGUCGAUGGCAUUACAGACUAUAUCAGCAAUCUUAUUAUACCCGAUACAAAAAAGCAGGACUCAGGAAACUACACUUGCACUCCAAAUAAUUUGGGUAGCGCCAGUGUUAUGCUCCACGUGCUGAAUGGAGAACAUCCAGCAGCAAUUCAACGUGGAAAAAGCUCAAUUCCCGGUUGUUGUGAAGUACUCUGGUGGUUGGCGGGAGGAGUGACAUUAUCUCAAAAUAACAGUAAUCGACUUUUAAUUUUUGUGCUCACGGCAAUGAUGGUAGUUCUUACCCAAAGUUUUUUACCCUAUCCUGCAAGUGCAGUGCCACGAUAAUCAAGAAGCUUAAAAAAAAAAAAAAAAAAAAAAAAUGCAAAUGAUAACUAUAUAUAUAUAUGAACAAUUUAUCAUCUACAAUCGAAAUCUCUCGACGUAACUCGAGUGAAAACUCGCGCAGGAGUUUUAAAAGUUGAAAAAAAAAAACUUUAAAAAAAAUAAAACAUGAUUCUUUUUCACGGACUACGGUAUUCAUGAGACUGGAAAUCACGUACUCGAAUGUAUCGUGUAACCUAGGACGAAACGCCUAAAAACUUUGGCGACAAUUAAUCAUAAAAAAAAAAAAAACGAUGAUGAUGUGAAUGAGGAAUACAAAUGAUACGUCUAGAUAUAUAUAUAAAGUAUAUGAAAAAAAAGAGAUAAAUGUAAGAGGGAAAGAAAUAAAAGGCGUAUACUACGAACAAAAAAAAAAAAAAAAAAGGGGUACCCUACUUCUGCCAUAUAUUUACAAA